CCCGGGCCAUGCGCAACCGAGGGGUGGAGGUGUACAUCGUGGGAGAGAAUGAAGGUGGUGCCUAUGACCGAGUGGAUCUCCUAGCCUUGCUGAACGGCAUCGGACUGUCGGGAAACCAGACCACCAGAACCUUACUGGAGCUUCAUGAAGAUAUCAAACACAGCAUGCCAGGGAGUGAUGUUUCAAGCCUUCCCAGCAUCCUCUUGGCUGCUUCAGUUACUGUACAACUACUGGAACGGGGUAGGGAUGUGAACAGCGCCCUCAAGGAAGCAUGCGCCGAUGUGUUUGUCCAGGGUCAGCUGUCAAAGGUCAACAAGCAGAAAGUGCAAGAGAUGGUUGACAAGCAUCUCAAUGGACUGGUUACCAACUGCAAACAGCUGGUGCCCGAUGACACUGAGGCCGAAGAUGAUGUGUCACUGGAGGGCAUCUUUCAUCCUUGCACCCUUCCAUCUGUGGACGAGCUCAGCCGCAAUGCAUUGUGGGCCACGAUACGCAGAGACGCUGCUCUGCUCGUGUGCUUAUUGAAUGGAGCCAAACAGUGUGUGGAGCCACAGUGCUUUGUUCCCCUCCUCCCACUGGUGACUCGCCUCCUCAUGGAGCAGGCCACGCCCGCCGACUGGCAACUUCGAGGAGACUGGCUCAAGAAGGUGUGGACAGAAUUGCUGCCUGAAGAUAGAGCAACGUCUGAACUGAUUAAGGGUGACAGAGCAGAGUUUGUCCAGUGUAUGCCGGAAAUUGUUGCAGAGGCCCUCCAAGUUGUCUUCCACCACCCUCUACAGGAGAAACUUUCCAAAAUGUUGGACAAAUUAAAGCUGUCUGAAGGUGACAAGAUUUUGCAGCACUAUCCAUUGGACCUCAACCUGGCACCACAGCUUCUCGCCCAUCUGGCUAAGCUCAGUCAAGAUAGGGCACCAGACCGAAUGGCAAUCGAUGAUGAUAUGAAUGGAGAAGAAACCGAUGUCGACAGCAGUGUACUGGAUGAAGUCACCACCAUUGCAAGGAGGUUAUACUUACUAUUCAGGACCACUGCCACUUCUCAUGUUGAGUAUUCCAAACUGAGGCAAGCCGUGGAUGUCCGGCACACAGCCAACACAGCAAUCCAGCUUUCGUAUGCUCUCCAUCAAGGUCUGAUGGGGAUUGAUGACUUGCCGCACCCACUCCUGGCCCACCUGUACCCCUUCUUCAAGUCACUGGAUGCUUUUGUGACCGAUGCGAUAUCGACGGAGAAAUGCAGCAUUUCAGAAGACACAGUCUACGAGGUCCUAUUGGCCCUGAAGUGGAGGGACAGAUGCUGGCAGGUGUGCGACCGGCCAAUCAAAGGCCUCGACUCAUUCCACUUGGGGCAGUUUGCCCAGCACUGGGGCUGGCUCAGCAAGAAGUUGCUGUCAGUGGUUCCUUGCUUGCUGCUUAAUAGUGACAGCGUCUUGCCGCAAGCCUUGCAAAUGGUCAGCCAGCGAAUUUCUGAUCACCUGGCCGCUCUCCCUAUGACCCUCCCCGCUUCAGAGCACCAGCGGGCACUGCAGCGCCGCCUGGGCCGGCCGCCGCCGUACAAGACGGGCUCCUCAGCCCAGACAGCCCAGCAGCUGCAGAGGCUCAGCCAGGCCAUGGAUGUGGUGGGCUCCAUCGCCAGGGUGGAUGCGGGUCGCCUGGGGAACCGGAAGAGGCGGAGACUGGCGAGAGGCGUGACGUUUGCUGUGAGGGACGGCGGGUUUGCCUGUAGGAAGUUGAUGGAGUUGCUGUCUGCCGUUGCCCAGUUGAAUAGCCAGGCAGCUACUUGUGUAGAUGAUGAUCUCCUGGACGCCAUCCAAGGUCUUGAAGCCAGCCUUGCCUCCCAUGGACUGUACCACCAAGACGGCGGUCAGCAUGUCCCCAUGGACGCUGACGGUGAUGGCAACCAAUCAGAAGACGGCCGAGCCAAGGCCCACGUGGCCAUUCAUGUCGGCCUCUGGCCGCUGCGGGAACAGGUGGCGCUGUACAGGGAGCAGGUUGUGGGCUGUAACUUCCUCGCGAGGAAGAUCAGAGGUGAGGAGUGCACUGUGAGUGCCUUUCUUGAACAGCUGAGGUCAUUGUUGGACUACACCGUCAGCCACACCCCUGCGUCUCCACCUUGUGUCCUACCCUAUGCCUCCCUGCUUCAGAGUGGCCUCGACCACACCCCGUCUGGGUCGGAGGUCACGAUGGCGUUCAUGAGCCGGCUGUGGAGGAAUGCGGCCACCUGCCAAGUGCCGUUGUGGUUGUCAUGGCGACAGUAUCUCGCAGAUGCGGGGAACAUCUCUGAAGGGGAGAUAGUUAGUUUGGAGGGCAUGCAACACGGUCCAGCAAACCUGCACAUGCCCCUCCGCACGCACUGCGUCACCCACCUAUUGUACCCGCUCUCCCAGCGGCCCCGCCCCUCUGCCAAGGGAGACAGGGAGGUCAAGAGGGUUACAGGGUCAAGGGUCAGCACAGAUGUGCCGCUAGGCCAGUACCUAGAGAAGGUGGACCAGCUGAGGGCGCUUGCUGAACUUCUGUGGUCCAACGCCUCAACCAUGUCCUCAAAUAGGCUUUGUUUCAAAUCGAGUAGCGUCAAUUACCUGCUGCUGUCACUAGGCCAGUUGCUGCAGACUCUGGAGUCUCUGAUUCGACCUCCUGACCUUGAUUCAUGGCACGCUGCUCUAGAGGAGGUUGCAUCCAUGGCAACGGCCGGACUGAUAGACAAAUCAUCCCUGGCAUCUGCUGUGCAGGAUUUACAGCAAGUUCUGUCUCAGAACACCUUGGAUUCUUUGAGCGAGGGCACUCCUGAGGAUGUUGCAGGUCAGAUGCCAAUGGUCGGACCGGCUGUGAAGGCGUGCUUGGACUGCCUGUCAGACUUGUCGAGCUUUGCUGAGUUGGGAGACGAGAGCAUGGACAUUGGGAUCCCGGAUUGGGCCUCGGGAGAAGAGAGCCAAGCUGGAUCGGGUGACGGGGACCACUUAGUCCAGCUGAUGGUGUUGGGGAAGGGAUGGGUACAUCUAGGAUUACUGGAGGUACAUCUCCUCGCACCCAGGGGGCCGGUCGACCCAGCCCAAAAAGCGGCUCUGAAACUACAGUACAUCAGGGAUGAGAUGACUGAUAUUACAAAUGAGCUCAAAGUUCGCAGUCUGUCCUCCCAACUUUUGACGGGACGAAAGCUGGAAGAUAUGCCGCUGAGCCUGCUGCCUGAGAGAGUCCGCCUCGCACAGAGGAGACUGGCAUUACUGGAGGACAGAGCCCCAGAGCUUGCCAAACAAACAGCUUUCAGACCGGAACCCCCUGAGUUUGAUGCCAUGCUACAAGAUGUGACCCACUACCUCACUAGCAUUGGAUCAAGGUCAACUGUAGAGGGCCUCCUUCACAAGCUGACAUCUGCCUUUGACUCACUGAGCACGGGCAAGGCGGGGGAUGCACAGGCCUGUUCGGUCCAGAAGGUCCUGAACGAGGAGAAAGCCUGGCAGAAGUCGCAGAGGCAGUUCCUGCAUCGGAUACAGGAGGGGUACCCCCUCUACCCUGACCAGUGGGUGGGGCUGGUCGCCACGGUGAUGCAGAUGCAGUAUGGAAUGCGGCUGGCAGGACACGCUCUGCUCAGCCUGGUGGAGAGGGGGACAUUCUCGGUGGAUUGUGGCUCCGUGGAAGCUGGGCUGUGCAGUUUGGCUCAGUUCCCAGUUCCCCUGAUCGCGGAAAAUCAGUUAGCCUCAAGUGACGUGCUGCAGUUGGUGAAGAACUUGUCUGCAUACUCAGCGGUUGAGUCGGAGCAAUCAGGAUAUAACAAGACCAAGAUGAGUUUGCUGCAGCUGUCCCUGGUCCGCGCCCGCCACCAGGCUCUCCUAGCCGGCUUCCUGGAGCCCAAGACCCUCCAGGGCAUCCUCUCCAUCUUGGACCACAUUGUGGUCGCCUGGCGACAGGCCGAGGAUGCGGCGCGGCGCAGGGAGGCGGAGGAGGCGUCCCUGUACAAGUACAAGACAAAGACGCACGGGGACGGGCUGACGGAUGAGGAGAGGGAGGACCGAGAUUUCCGCCAGAGCUUCCCGUCCUUUGAGAAGGAUUUUGCAGACCUUACAAAAGAGCCCACCUUGGAAAGCCAGCCAGACUCCGAUGAGCCGGCAUCCGGUGAAGAGAGUGACGCUGUAGCAGUGCCGAUCCACGACACUCAAAUGCGGCAGGUCUGUGCUGUUCACCGGGAGCUGUUCACCAAACUGGUGCGGGCCGGAUGGAUCCGGUCAUGUCGGCCAACACUCAAUGCGAGCGAUGCUUUGUACCACCAAGCCUUGAAAGAUGGGUACGCCGUCAUGGUCCGACUCGGCGGCAGGGCACUGCCAUUUCUAGAUCCCUCACUGGACAACAAGCUCCUGGGUGCCCACCUGCUGAUGGUCCGAUACCUCCACAGCGCCCUCAGCCCAGCUGACCGGGCCGGCACUGAAGAGCACCCUCAACCGUACGACAUCUACCACGAUGGCAACAUAGAGGAGGCCAUCCAGUGCCGUCCACUGCUGGAGAGAUUCUGUGGGCGAAUCUUGGAGUUGUUGGAACAGUGGCCCGAGCACCCCACCCUGAAGCAGUUGACGUUAUUGAUUGAUCGCAUCUUGGAGUUUCCUGUCACCAGCCCCCUCAUGAAGUUUGUCACCGGUCUGGAAUUGCUCUUGGAGAAAGCGCAGGAGUGGGAGGGCAACGCAAGCCGUGCUGUCUCUGUGCGAGAGCAUUUGGAGCAGAUUACGGAUCUGGUCAUACAGUGGAGGAAACUGGAGCUUAGAUGUUGGUCAGCAUGUUUAGACACCGUGGCAUACCGGAUGGAGCAGGGUGCCAACAAAUGGUGGUUUCACAUCUACCAGCUCCUCCAGUCACAUCUUGGCCUGGACAUCACCAAGGCGACAGAUGACCAAGACUGUCACCCCAGUGGUGGGGAGACCAGUGCAGCAAUGGGAAGCGAAGGGGAUGAUGGGAAGAGCCAGACCACCGAGUCGCUGGUGGCCGCCCUGGAACAGUUCCUGGAGGGCUCGAACCUCGGCGAGUUUGCCGGGAGGUUGCAGAUGCUGCUGUCCUUCCACUGUCAAGUAGCAAUGCAGCCUAGAAGUCAGAAACAGAUGGAGCUAGUUAGCAUUCUGUGGAAUCUCUAUUGCUACUACAAGCAGUUCUUGGCGGCAGUGGAAGCUGAGAUCAAAACUCGCAGGGCUCCAAUUGAAAAGGAACUGAAGGGCUUUGUCAAGAUUGCUCGCUGGAACGACAUUAACUUUUGGGCUGUCAAACAGGCAGUUGAGAAAUCUCACAAGACGCUGCACAAGUUCAGCAAGAAGUUUGAGGCAGAGCUGAAGGAGCCAGCUCGAGGCACCUUUAUAGACACUAAGGUAGCGGAGAAAGAAGAGAUCUUCACAGACGGCAACGCAGGUACCAGACUAAGUGACUUUGAUGAGUUUCUCACACCAGAUGAGUACAAGAGCUACAUAGAGAUUAUCCCACCUGCUGCCACCAGUUUGAUCACUGAUAAGUCACUGCAUGCGAGGCUCUCCAGCCUCCUGCCUCGUAUGACCAAACUAUGUCUUACUGUCUUUAAGAAAUGCCCCUAUCCUGCUCUCACGGUGGCAGUGGAUGAAUUCACAGGAGAAAUUGUGUCUGGUGUCAAAGAGCUGCAGAGUUUAGAUGUCUCAAAGGAAGCGGAUAAGGAGAAACAGAAGACCCAGGUUCAUCGCAUACAGCAGAGGAAGAGGAAGGCCCUAGCUGAUCUAUUCAGAUACCUGACUACCAUUGGGUUGUCUUACAAGAAGGGUCUGACAUUGGCCAGACCAGCCAAUCAGAACAAAGCCAUGUUGCUACCGCCAGUGGAUCUUACUGUUGCUUUGGAAACGGAGGAUGCAAUGAUGAGCUUCGGCCACUCAGAGACAGUCUCCUUUUGGGCAGGGUGCCAGCAUCAUUUUGUCAAGUCCAUAGCCAGAAGGGCUGCUUUGGAGGCGGCCCUAGCUGCGCCUUCCAAGGAAUUGGGCAUCGGCAACAUUGAGCGGUGCAAGGGUUUCACGGAGCAUCUCUCGCUGUUGGCCACCACACAGAGACAAGACAUCGUCGGCCUCGCCGAGGGGCUGGUACAGAUGAGAUCUGUGCUGAACCAGUUGCGGCAGCUCAAAGUCCCUGCAGAUCACCGUGGCAACGACCCCGUGCUGCCUCAUCAGGAGAGCACGGCUGCCUGGGUCGCAACUUCCAAGGAGCUGGUCGACCUGUCGCGGGAGACAGCCCGCCAGUACCUCCUACUCCUGGACUGCUGCCCGCAGAAGUUGGAAGGGGCUCCAGCUGCGACCCCACUGCCCAGAGAAUGGCUGGCUGCCAUGGAUACUGCCAGGAAGGGAGAUGAAUUGUGGGUGGCGACAAGGGACAAACUACAAGAAUGCCAAAGUAUUCUGGAGAUGGCAAACCAGACAGUUGAGCCAAGAGCCAGCCAGUUGGUACAGGAUCACGAUAUUUCUCUGCUAUUCUGGAGUGACUUGCAACUCAUAGACGACACCUUUGAGAAGCUGGAGAUGGUCUCGGAUGCCUUUGCCGACCUGGAGCAGCUCUUCACCCUCCCCCGGGGUGGGGAGAGAUCCUACCUGGCGACUAUGCUGACGGAGACCAGGCAGAGACUGCUGCAGACGGCGCUGCAGUACGCACGCUGGAAACGCUGGCUGGUCUGCGUUGGGGAAGGAGGAGAGGAGGAACCAGGGGACGAGGACGAAAUGGAGACGGCAGAGAAGGGUCCAUUGCUGACAGAUUUUGCUAAUCGGACUGAGUCAGUUCUAGCCAGUGUUCUCUUGGCUGUGCAGGGCAUUGUGAAAUCCCACCGCCGGACUCAAGCAGGCAGCCAGCCACCGCUGGAGGAGACUCUCUCGGCAGAAAGGGAGACCACUGAGGAAGAGGAAGAAGACUUUGACCUCCAGGAGGGCCACCUCGUCAAGCAUCUCAGCACUGCAUUGGGCCAAGAUGCUGUCACCCUUGACGUGGGUCGAGUGUCAAAGGUCAUGGGGUCAUUGUUGUUGGACCUCAGAGAGAUGAGGGACGACUGCCAUUCAACGAGGGGAAUUUGGGAAUUCAAUGCCUGCACUGCUCUCACUCUCAGACUGGUACCCGUACUUCAUCAGUACCUUGGCCUUGUAGCCUUCACCCUGAACCAGACUGUCGCAUGCCACAGGACGACAUGCAAACUGCUGUCCGUACUACUUGGAAUAUUUUCUGAGCUGGCUGCAAAGGGUUUCUGUUUACCUGCUGAAUAUUCUGACGAGGUUGGCGGGGAGGGAGCCACCCAGUUCCAAGACAUCGAAGGAGGUGGCAUCGGGGAAGGGGAAGGAAUGAAGGAUGUCAGCGAUCAGAUUGAAAAUGAGGAACAGGUUCAAGACACCAAGAAACCUGGUGAGAAGCAAGACGAGCAAGACUUCUCCAACCAGCCCGAUGUCAAGGAUGAGGAGCAAGGCAUUGAGAUGUCGGAGGAUUUCCAAGGGAAGCUCCACGAUGCGGAAGCCAAAGAUGUCGAAAACUCUGACGAGGAUGACGGUGACGACGAACACGAGAUGGACAAACAGAUGGGAGAGGUGGACCAGCCAGGGGCCGACACGCUGGACGAGAGAAUGUGGGGUGACAAAGAGGACGACGAGGAUGAAGAGGGGAAAGACGGAAAGAAGAAGGAGGAGUUUGGAGAAGGCAAAGGAGAGGAGAAGCAGACGGACUUGGUAGCCAAGGAUGACAACAAAGGAGCCGCAGAUGACAAAGGGGACAAUGAAAAACAGGGAAAGGAAGGUGAAGACGAAAUGGGAGAGAACAACGAGAACCAGAAACCAAACAACCUGGAACCACAGGAUGAGGGUGAGUUCAAUGACGACGAGGUCGAUCCACGCAAGGCUAACGAGCCGCCCGAAGCUCCUGUCCCCGAAGACCUGGACAUCCCCAACGACCUCAAUCUGGAUGGGGGGAAGAUGGAUGACGAAAAUGAAGAAGGGGCAACCGAAAACCAAGAUGAGGCAAAUCCGUUUGACAUUGAGACGAAACUGCCCGACCAAAAAGACUCCGGGAUGGACCAGGAUGCUGUGGACGAAAAGGAAGAUGGUGAGGAGCGUGAAGAAGGGAACCAAGACGAAGGGGACCAACCGAGCGAACCCAGGAUGGAGGAAGGUGGGGAGGGGGCAGAGGACGAGAGCGGAGGGGAGGAGGAUGCGGGGAGGGACGAUCGGGAGGACGGAGAUGGAGAGGACGCUGAUGAAGCGGAUGGGGAUCAGAAGGGAGGGGUAGGGUUGGAGCCACAGGAAGAUGAUGAUGAACCCAUACCAGAAGACUCCAGUGCAGACUACCAACCGGAUCGGGCACACCUUCCACAGGCCAUGCCGGAACCGGCCGAGAACUACGGGAGAUCGCAGGAGAAGACGGAGACGGUGCAGGAGCAGGUCGCCCAGGAGGAGGCUGGGAAAUCAGAGGAGGAGAAGAACAGAGGGAAAGAAAAUGUUGGCAGUGCCGAAUCCUCUCUCAAGGAGGGCCACGAGGGUGCUGUGCCCUCCCAGACACUCCCGCGCCAGAACCAGUCUGAACAGAGGCAGAGCUACAAGCGGAGGCCGGGGCACUCGGACGCAGAGCGCAGCCUGGGUUCAGUGGAGGAGAAGGCCUACAAACGUCUGAGGACCAUGGAUGCACCCGAGAAGAAGACUGAGGGAGCAGAGGAAGAGAACCAGAGCAGUGAGCCAAGUGACCAGGACCAGACCUGGGAUCUGUAUGAGCACAUCAAGGACGCUUCCUCCCACUACGACACCCAAAUGAUGGACGUGGCAUCGGAGGACCAGCUGAUGCAGGAACAGGCCACACCCAAUCAGGAGGAGGAGGACACGGCUGCUAUGGAAACAGAUGAAGAAAUUAAACCACUUGAUGAUGAGAAAGAAGAGAAAGAUAAUCCGGAGAGAAUGGACAAGCUUCCAGGAACUAAGAUCAAGUCGGGGGAAAGACAGACUGCUGAUGAUGAAACAAGUGAGCCAAACUCAGAUGUGCCAGAAGGAGAUGUAGCAGAUGAUGGCACAGCCACAAGAGUCAGAGAUCCGAUGGACACUGGUGAAAUUCAUGCCUCGACCAUACACACGACCCUUGACCUGAUAUCCCAAGAUGCAGCACAGCUGCACGUCAUGACAACAGACGAGUACGAGGCACUGCGGCAGGAGAUGGAGCAAAAACUGAGCCUGCUCAGUCAAAAGCAGGGCACAGCUGACGAAGAGAGAGAAGCUCAGGAAACCUGGCAUCGCUACGAGUCGUUGACCUCUGGCCUAGCUCGUGACCUCUGCGAGCAGCUGAGGCUGGUGCUGGAGCCGACACGAGCUUCCAAGCUCAGAGGUGACUUCCGCACCGGCAAGCGCAUCAACAUGCGUAAGGUGAUCCCCUACAUCGCCAGUGGGUUCCGUAAGGACAAGAUCUGGCUGCGGCGAACCAAGCCCAGCAAGAGGCAGUACCAGAUACUGCUGGCCGUGGACGAUUCGUCGAGCAUGGCGGACAAUCGAUCAAAACAGCUUGCCUUCGAGUCACUAGCAGUCAUUAGUAAUGCCCUGACUUGGCUUGAGGCAGGAGAGCUGGCUGUCUGCAGCUUUGGCGAAUCGGUGCAGCUUCUGCACCCGUUCCAUGAGCAGUUCACCGACCAAUCCGGUGCCAAGAUUCUGCGGCAGUUUACGUUCUCCCAGAACAAGACCAAAGUAGCACAGCUUUUGACCUCUGCAACUGCCAGCAUGAUCGCCGCCCGAUCCCGCCUGCAGAUGGGUAGCAGCCACCUGGAGACAUCCCAGCUCCUUCUCAUUGUCUCAGAUGGGCGGGGCCUGUUUCUGGAGGGCGUGGAGGCAGUCAAAGCUGCCGUGCGGCGGGCCAGGGAUGCCAACAUCUUUUUGGUCUUCGUGGCACUUGACAAUCCAGAAAAUAAGGAUUCCAUUCUGGACAUCAAGGUGCCCAUCUUCGGCGGUCCGGGCCAGCUACCUCAGAUCAACUCUUACAUGGAACACUUCCCGUUUCCAUUCUACAUCAUCCUGAAGGACAUCAAUGCCAUGCCGGAGGUUCUCAGUGAUGCCCUGAGACAGUGGUUUGAGCUGGUCACGGCCGGCGACAUCCACUAUUAAAAGGUGUCAGCCAUGAAUGAGGAGAUCAUAUCCUUAAUGGCCGAAGGACGAAGCCUGUUGAUUGGCACGUAGACAUCAGCUGUUCUCAUUACACUGAAGGACACAGCACUCUGUACAAGCAAUUACUUCAGUUAUUUUGUGCCUAGGCUUUAUAUUUUAAGAGGCAAAGGCAACACAAAGAUAACCAUGGUAAGAGAAAACAUUUCAAUGUCUUGAAGAUGUACUUCAAGUAGAUGCUAUGUUAUGGACAGCUUGGGGUUUCGUAUCGUCCACAGAGAUAUUUUUUGUCCAACUACCGUCUAACAAACUUUUUUAUGGUCACUAAGCAAUAUUUUAGGCCUUUCUUAAGAUGCAAUUUUCGGAUGGUAAGGCCAUCAUCUCGGAAGCCACAAUGACUUCUUUUCAGUCAUUUUGUUUUCUUAAAGAUUCACUGGAAUUUAUCAGAAAACCUUUUAGAUAGAAUCAUUUUAUUUUUUUUUGUCAUUAUUUGAUUGAUAUUGGUUCAGAGGCCAAGUUAAUCCAUGGAAUGGUAUUUUUGUUUUAAAAUAAUCAAUGCUCUGGAAAAAUGUAGAAAAAGUUCGGGCCUCCUGACAAUUGAGGAAAAUGCAAUUGCAAUAU
Acanthaster planci (crown-of-thorns starfish) is the source of this 10700-nucleotide messenger RNA. RefSeq names its product midasin-like. Gene Ontology annotation, molecular function: ATP binding; ATP hydrolysis activity. The record is from RefSeq and is a predicted model, not a curated record. NCBI's taxonomy places the organism in Eukaryota, Metazoa, Echinodermata, Asteroidea, Valvatida, Acanthasteridae. Gene Ontology annotation, biological process: ribosomal large subunit export from nucleus; ribosomal large subunit assembly. Gene Ontology annotation, cellular component: preribosome, large subunit precursor; nucleus.